Nezara viridula (southern green stink bug) is the source of this 5059-nucleotide messenger RNA. The record is from the annotation of a GenBank genome assembly. NCBI's taxonomy places the organism in Eukaryota, Metazoa, Arthropoda, Insecta, Hemiptera, Pentatomidae.
AUCUAACCUAAUUCAAUCUUAGUUAAACUUUGAGUUAAUAUAGUCUCCAUUGCCUUAACCUUGGCAGAGACAGUGGGUUUGGUCCUACAAAAUAUGCAUUACUUUUGUAAUUUUGAGCUAUUGAAAUCAUUUUGAGAUUUGAUGUAUAAGAUUAUAUUUUAAUAAAGUUUUAGGUUAUGUACAUUUAUACAACUUUAACCAUGAAAUUAAUUGAGCUAAUUCAGUUCUUUAAAGAUGAAUUUUACUCCAUUUGGUACAACAUUCAGCAGUAGUUUACCGAAUGCUGGUGCAGUAGCACAAUUUACAACUGCUAAAUUUGCACACCAAGUCAGUGGCGGCGGUGGUCAGGUCUUAGGGGUUCUUUCUGCAGAUGAAGCUGGUGUAACAUAUCUAAGGCCAGUUGAUGCAAAUGGUCUUACAUUUAAUAUUCAACAAGCAACUGGAAAUGCUACUGAUGGUAGUCCUCAGAUUAUCACUUUACCUAUUAGCGUGCCUGGAGCUAAACCAGGAGAUUUGCCCCAACAACAGACAUUGCAAAUUCAAGUUGUGAAUCCUAAUCCUGGAGCUGGUGGUGGAUCUGAAAAAUAUGCCUUGCCAAUAUCUCUACAACCAUUCCAACAGGGUGGUGCUACUGUUCUAACCGUCGCUUAUUCCAAUCCUCACCAUGAACAAGGAGAGGCUAUUCAAUUGCAGCUUCAAGCUGAUCCCUCAGAAGUCUCGAACACCAACAGUAAUAACAAUAACAACACAACAGGAAGUAGCGGAGAUAGUGCCUCAGACGACACCAUUCGGUGGGAUGGUGUACAGGUACUGCCAGGCGAUGUCAAAGGUAAUGGAGAAGAGAGUGGUGAGACUCAAGCAUAUCCGGUUGCAGUUGUUACUCACCUUCUCCAUCGAGCGUCUACGGAAACUAUUACUGCUGACAAAGAAGACCAGUCUUCGCAAACAAAUGACAAAGAAAAAGCUGAUCAAGUAAAAAGAGAAGGAGAAUCUGCUGCAGAAAAUUUUUCUAGUGGAGAAGCGAGCAGUGGUGGUGCUAACAGUGGUGGAGCAAAUGCAGGUCAGUGGCAGUCAGUGUCCGUCCCAGUUCCAACGACAGCCAUGGCCGACUAUCUCUCCCGAAUCCCUCCUGCUUCUCUUCCACUUUCUCUACAUCAUUUCUUGAAAUUUUCUGCUGAAACAAUCAAGCGAGAAUCUGCCAUCGAAUCAUCACCUUUGGCUGACCCUGGUCCUGAUUCUGGAGCACAGGAUGAGCUUGAGGAUACUCAGUCUUCUCAGCAAUUAGCAGAUGUGGAUUUAGAGGAGAAUAAAGAAGGAAAAAAGAAAAAAAAAUAUAAGAAAAAGGCUCCUAAGCCCAGACGACCAAGACCAGGCCAAGUUCAAAUAGCUGUGGCAUUAGAUGGGACAACGCUAUUUUGUUGCCCCGAAUGUAAUAUGGCCUAUCCUGAUAAGGAGAUGCUUGAACAGCAUUUGGUAGCUCAUAAAAUAGAGCGCAGAUUUAUUUGCGACAUUUGUGGAGCUGGUCUCAAAAGGAAAGAACACCUUGAGAGGCACAAACUUGGACAUAAUCCAGAGCGGCCUUAUAUUUGUUCCGUUUGUUGUAAAGGAUUCAAACGGAAGGAACACCUUAACCUUCAUUUUGUGAUCCAUUCUGGUGAAAAAAGUGAAGUAUGUCCUGAAUGUGGAAAAGGUUUCCAUAGAAAAGAUCACCUGAGGAAACAUGCAAGGUCCCACCUCGCAAAACGAGUGAAAGAAGAAACAGUUGUCGGUGUGCCUGGAAUUGAAGAAGGUCUAGGUGAUGUCGGUGAUACUCAAGAUUCUGUUCAGCAUUGACAAGAGCAGUAAAGUUGGUGUGCUGAUGUGAAGCGUUUUUUCUUCUUCUACACACCAGCAGUCCAUAAACACUUUUUAAAAGUGCACAGUGGUCAGAGAAUGCCUAAAAAUUUAAUAUUUAUGGAUGGAUUAAAAAAAUAUAUAAAUUGUGUGCAUAAUAGAUAAGUAAAUAAUAAAAAAAAUCUCUUUUAUAAUAGAGGUUUUUCCCUCAAGUUCGAAUAAGACAUUGUUAGGGGGCUACAUUUUGUACAAAAAAAUUAAUAAUUUAAAAGAAAAUCUGCAUACAAAAAAUUGAUUAUGCUGUCAAUACUAUGGUAUGAAAUAUUUUUUGAGCAUUAAAUACAUUUUGCUCCUCACAAGUUUUAAAUUUAUUACAUCUGACACCUUAAUUAAUGUUUUGUUGAAAGUUUUACUUAUGAGAAGACCAAGUUCUAUCCUCAGAAUUGAUCACUGAAAUCAAUUGUGCUGUUAACUAACCUCCACUUGUGAAUAUUAUUUAUCUAUGUUAGAAUAUUAAAUAUAUUUUGUUUUAAUUAAAGAUUCAGAACAAUUUCAUGUUAAUUUCUGGGACUAGGAAACUGUCCUUUUUAUUAAAUUACUAUUAAUUCAUUAUAAAUUUCUAGUGUCUGAGCUUUCAAUGUAUUUUGAAUACAACUGCCAAAGAUAUUAAGAUUUUAUUUUGUACAAAUCUGAUGCAUUGUAAUUUGAUGGCAUUUAUUUUCAAAUAAACACAGAUUAAAUUUUUUUUAAAUGAUUUUUAGUAUUCCAAUUUUUUUUUUUUUUUUUUUGUUAAAUUUAACAUAUGUGACAUCUCUGUCCGUUCUUGUUGAUGUCAAAUUAAUAUAAAUAAUUAUUUCAGACUGGAUUCUUUAGUAAUCUAUAUCUUAUUCUUUACAGCAUUAGCAAUUUUGAUUUUUGUCUGUAAUUUUAGAUAAAGUUUAAAUAUAUAUUUUUUAUGCUUAUGUAUUCCUUAAGGGAAUAAUUACAUCAAUUGUAAAUAAUAAUUUUAUCUUGCAGACUUAUAUAUUUAAUAUUUGUUUUGUUAUAAUUGAUUAAAGAAAAAGUUACGUUUCGUACGUAAUUCAAAUAUUUUUAUUUGUCUUCCUUGUACGUCAAAUGGCCCCCUUUCCAAAUUAUUGAAUUUGUAGAUUUUGAAUAAGACUUAAAAGCAAGAAGUUAUGUACAAUUUCACUUAUAAAUGGAAAUUAUGUACACUAUUUAAUAUUGUUAAAAUGAAGUUAUAUUUUUAUAACAAAGUACUUUGUAGGUAUAACAAUUUAUUAAUGUAAUAUAAAUUUUGCAUUGUUUUUCUUUAAACUCUGUUUAGGUGUUUUAUAUUAUAGAUUAUUAUGGGAAUUGCAGUGUAUAUAGUUCUUAAAUUGUUUUUCUUUCCGCAUUUACUUAAUCUUGUACAAAUGUUUAUUUUUUAACUGUAAUAUACUUGAGGUUGAUUGAUGUUAAAAUCUAUUUGUUGGGGAAAAUAUGGCAGCAAAAAAGUAUUGAGUACCUUGUAAUUAAUAGGUGUAUAAAGUUUUAACAGUCUUUUAAACUGAUAGUUAUCGCUGAAUGAAAGGAUGUAACAUAGUUUGUGUUUAAAUGUUUGCUAUCGCAGUUCUGCUUAAGAUCCAAUGUGCAGUAUGUAUAAAUAGGCAAAAUUUAAUUAAAAAUUAAAUAUAGAUUUAUGUUGUUCUGGUUUUUACAUAGUUAGUAUUCUAUUUAUUAUUGUUAUUCUUAUGUAUAUAUUAGUUUAAUAGCACACGUACGAGAAUAGUUGUUGGUUAUUUUUCGAACAAAGUAUUGGUUGGCUUGGGUGCCCAUUUGAAAAUUUUAAAGAAAAGAAAACAUUAGUUUGUUACUUCAUACUUAAUUGAUGAUUGAUAUUUCCUAUUUCUCAUAUUCACACAUUAAAUAUAGACAGAAGGAAGUUAUUAUUUUAUUUUAUUAUUAUUAUUAUUAUUUUUUCUUGGAAACAAUUAAAUUGUUUGUGUUUAGAUUAAUAUUAGCUUAAAUAUAUGUUUUCACAUAUAUUUGUAAAUGUAUGCUUUCUUAAAUUUAUAAUUUGAUUAUUAUCCUAUUAUAUUUUUCUAUAAUAUUGUAUAUUUGUUGUAUAAUUAUUUUAUUUGCACCAAAAUAUUAUAUAAUCUUCUAUUUCUAACAUUAUUAUAUGAAAAAGUUUAUUUAAUUUCUAUAACACCUACCUUCAAGUAGGUUUUAAAUUAAAGUAUGUUUAUGACACGUAAGAGGACUGGGACCAAAAUAUAUAUUUUUUUUAUUUAUUUUAAAAAGAAAUGUAAAUUAUUCUGCUUACAACUUUUAUUUUAUUUUACCAGCAAUGUCAUUAUGUAGUUGAAAAUCAUUAUUAUAUUUUAUUUGAGCAUUAUAAAUUCUUGUUCAUAAUUCAAAGUUAAUACUUACAGAUUUAAAUGAGGCUUUUCUUCAAUUUUUGUCAUUUCAAAACAGUUCUAUAAAGUCUUUUAAAAUAUUUUAUUUAAUAUAAGUCAAAUGGCACCCUAGCUUUUGGUGCUUUGUACCUACCUACCUAGGUUUCAAUAAUUAUUUUAUUUACAAAACAGAUGAUAAACAAUUUUAUAAUUUUUCAAGAAUAUUUUCUCCCAAUGUCCCACAUGCAUUUUCUGUUUCAAGGUUCUUCAUUCGAGAAUAUAUAAUUUGAAAGUUGUGUUUUACCAGUUUGGCUGCUAGGCUAGGACGAGUCGACAAAUUUCACAGGAAAGUUUUAAUUGCACUGAAACAAUCGAUAAGGGAUAAAUUAAUUCACAUUUUAUCUUGGAAGAUUUGAUCAUUAUUAUAUUUCUUUUUUUUAUUUAAAGCUACCUGGAUAAGAGCAGCACUUGUAGUACUUUUUAAUUAUAAAAGUUUUUUCAAAGAAAAACAAAAAAAAAGAAAAAUAAAUAUUAUUUUUAUAGUUUUUUAAGUGUUGCAAAUACAUGAAAAAAGAAUCCACACAGGCUUUUAAUUUUUACAUGAUAAAUUAAGCCUGUUAUAUUUAUACUUAUACCUUGGCUAAUCGCAGUUAGAUUAAUUACAAUCUCAAUUAUAUUGUAUAUCAACAAAUGGGUAAGGUCAUAAUUCUUAUUUAAUUAGAUUUUUAAGAAACCAAAAAUUUAAGAGAUUAAUAUUAUUUUGUAAAAUAAAAAUUAUUUUAUCCUAUGACAAUGUAAGGAAGGAUUUUUUAAUUGAUUAUUAAUUAAUAAAUAACUUUAUGGAA